AAAGUGACCCCAAGUGUUCACUUAAAACUAACUUCACGUACACCCACCAAUCGCCUCUCUGGCAAAUCCGUUCGAAGCAGACGGCUGCCUUAAAUCCGCCUCGCUUGGGUGCUUUGGUGCUUUUACAUUGCCGCAACUGUUUCCGCUUCCGUUACUUGCACUAGCCAAGCACACGCACUUCGGUUCUUUAUCGACGCACACGCAUACACACUUGCUUAGUCAUAUUAACCCAAUAUGAAGUGUGUGUAAGCAUUGUGCUGUCAUUUGCACGCUCUUUUCUUGCUUGUAUAGCUAACGGUUAAUAUACAGUAAACACGCAAAAUGUGUCAAAUCAAUCAAUUAAAAUGUGUAAACCCAUUCAAUGUCAUUUAUGUGAAACCAUUACUAUUUAUGUGCAUUGGCAAUAAUAAUGGUAAGCACAACUACAACAACAACAAUUGCUGCUGGACAACCAACGAGUAGCUCAAAUCAUCAUCCGCAUCAUCAACAACAACAACAACAACAACAGCAACAUCAGCAAUCAGCUGCGGCGACACUCGUCCCAACGACCGCAAACACAACUGCAACCGCAAACAAUUCCAAUUACCAGAGAUCAGCAGCUCAGCAACAACAACAACAACAGCAAUCAUAUUACCAUCCAUCAUCGUCAACAGCGACAAAAACAACAACGCCAACCACACCAACAUCACAUAACAGCUAUUACAACUCAUUAACGUUAAAUGGUGUUGGCAACAACAACAAAAUCAGGCUUACAGCAAAAUCCGCCGCCGCUACUACAAUAAGUACGGGGCAAGAGGUCGGACAAGUUGUUUUUGUAGACCACAAUAAUUCCACACGCUACACGUCGCGACCUUCCUCGCUGUAUAACGGUGCUGGCGACACACAGCACAGCAGUUUCAACAACAACAACAACAACAGCAACAGUGCUACGCCCACAACAACAACAACAACAGCAAGUAAAAAGUUGAAGACGCGCGCAAUAGAAAAGGAGAAAGAGAAAGAGGAGGAGGAAACCACAAACAUAGAGCAAACUCUACAACAGUCAGAAAGUCAUGAUACAACAACAACAACAACAACAGCAACAUCUCUCACAACAUCGCCAAUAACAACAACCGCAGCAAAAGCAGUAAACCUAUCGCAAGCGCUGCUCUCGAGCUCACCGCCUUUGCUGAACGAUCAAAUAUCUUUGCUCUUUCCCAAGUGUCGACCACGACAAUUGUCGCCCAAUAGUAAUCAGACGGCAACUGACUGCCACGCUAGCGACAACAUACCCAGUAAAAGUCAAUUCGGUUGCGAACGUGAGACUUUGAACGAAUCCGAAACGCAUAGUGCGAAGCAUAAAAGACGCGCGAGUUCCACAUACGAAACACGCGACACAGUUUACAGCGGCGAGUCGGCCGAGGAGAGUGCUAGAGCACCCACACAAGCGACAGCACAGAUCGCGCCUACCAACUAUUACCGCAGUGUCAAUAUUAUCACACAGUCACCGCCACCGCCCUCAACGUCUUCGGUCUCAUCCGAAUCGCUGUCGUCGGUGACGCCACGUAUCUCCACCAAUCCAUUUCUCAGUCAUACCGACAGCGUGGAGGACGUCAAAUCACACGGUCGCGUAGCACAGCGUACGCUACAUAGAGGUAGUGAGGACGAGAAGAGCACCUUGAGCGGUGGACACGGUCGUACACGCAACGAAAAACGUAGCGAAGCGCACCAGCACUACAACGACCCCAUCCUUGCGGAAGAUAUCAUUGAAGACGAACACGUCCGCGCCGACGCCGAGAUUAUUGAAGGCGAAGAGCUGCCUGUGCCUUCGUAUCCACCUACAUUCUAUUAUCAUACCGAAACGAAACAUACGUCGGCCCAACAUACACAUCAGCGUCAACAUCAUCAACAAACCGGUGAUAGCAGCAGCAAUAGCUACGAAAUGCCGCGCAAACGCGCCAGUUAUGGUGCUGCACACCACCAUAGCCAACAGCCAUAUGAGCAAUUCGGCAACGUAGCGGCGCAACAGCAGCAGACGGCGCAAUUGCAUCAACACAAGCAAGCCAUGCACAGCUGUUCCAAUGCCAUCACUGGCAACCAUAACCAAAACCAGAAUCCAUUCAUAAAAGAGGGCAACUACUGGGACUCAGUGCGUCAGACCGCCACAGGGGACAUAUUAGCAGACGAACAAGGUGCGGUUGACGGGGAAACCCAUAGCCGUCUACCCUCUAACUACAAAAACAUGACCGAAGCUGAGACAGACAAUAUACCAAACUCCGUCGGCAGUCAAUCGUCAGCGUUUGGUGCCACAGCGCCAGCGCCAAUAACUUCUUCUAGGCGCUCGUAUCACCACCAGCAACAGCAGCCUUAUACCAACAACAGCUAUAAUAUUCCAGCGCGGCAACAACAGUCGCAAAACAGCAGUCGCUUGGGCCGUAAUGCAAUCGAAUCUGGCGAUCAAUUUGCCGAGACAUCGUCGACGAAACGCGCCUACCACACCAAACAACAACAAAUUCAAAAGCAACAACAAAAUAGCAUGCAAGCUGUACAAAAUUCGUGCGCCGAGGGUCUCACCCCACUGGCCAGUCAAUACUUGUACGGCAGUAAAACUUCACUGGACCAAAAGCCACCACAACAGCAGCACAUUAUAAGCGUUAGUGAUAACAGUAUACUGGUUGAACGUCAGAUGAGAGAACGUGAUAGAGAGCAAAGAGAGAAACGGAAAGCUGCCGCAGCGUAUGGUGAGUGGGAAAGAGAGAGAGAGCGUGAACGUGAACGCGAACGCGAGCUCGAGCGUAAUUGGGAGCGGGAGCAGGAACGCGAAUGGGAAAUGGAACGCGAGCGUGAAAAGGAGCUGGACAGGGAGCGCGAGAAGGGAAGAGAAAGAGAAAAGGAACGUGAGUAUAAUUAUGAGAGAGAAGACGGGCAUUGCAGAGAACCGUACACUGGCGUAUCGCAACAACAUUAUCAAGCGGUGAAACGACGCAAUUCUGUUAAAAAUACCAAUGUCGUUAACACCAAUGUGCAUCGUGUGGCGAAUAAUGGUGAAGUGGUCGUAUUCGAUGGUAUUACAGAGAGUUGGCAGAACUUGAGAGUAACAACCGACAUAAGUGCCCCCACAAUGCCACCUGCAUCAAAUCGGCAGCAACUGCAACAACAGCAACAACAUCAGCAGCAGCAGCAGCAAGAGCAAAUUCAUAGACAAACCACAUCUUUGACACUGGCGGAUGACAAAGACGAAUACGCAGAAGAGGAAGAGAUAAACAAUCAACAACAGGAACAGCAACUACAACAACACGGUUCAGUUGAAGUAACCGGAAGUCACAACACGAGCAACAAUAAUAGCACGUCAAUAAUGUACAAGGAUCAUCCAAAGAGAUACUUGGAUCGAAGUAGCUACACAAUGCGAGCUGUCGAGACGCGACACGGCAUCAUAGAAUAUGAAGGCUCACCUCGUCGCAUCGGCGUACAGGCAGCUACAGCUGGCAUUAUGCCGGCCGAGGUGGAGAAUGACGAGGGUGCGCGUAGUGCCGAGGACACGGGCGAUGAUGCUGAUGAUGUGGAGCUGGCAAAGCAACAACAAAUGACGAUGCCUGACAGCAGCGCCAACACAAACACUAACAACGGCGCUGGCGCUGGUGGCAGCAGUCAACACACAACAACAGCAACAACAACAACUACGCACAAUUCACCACAACAUCAAUAUCCGGCGCGUCCCGGUUUCCCACAGCGUAUAAUAUCGCCGCCACGGGAAAGUACACCGCCCAUUAUGCAGCUCAGUCAUAAUAGUUCCAAGCAACUGCAGCAACAACAACAAGAUUAUGUGGCAACACAACCACCGACGCUGCCACAGCGUCAAUCAUCGCCGCCUACAGCUUGCACUUUGGACAAUAAUGCCGAGGAUACGAGCAACGAUGUCUCUGAGAUUGGCACAAUAUCCGAUUUAACCACACCGGAGGCAAUCUCCGCAACGGGUAUACCGACAACGCCCACUUACACCUUUGAGUCGCCGGCGGUUAAUGUGUCUGCGUCUAAUAACACAACAAUGCCGCCAGGUGGCGCGGGUGGUAUUGCCGCGGCUGGCAGUAAACCAGUGACGACAACCGUGGCGACGUUUAGCAACAGUGGCUUCAGCAUACCAACAAAGUCUUCGACGUUCGACUACCUCUAUGAGUUCUCCGAGACUCGUAAAGUGCUUGAAGAGUUCUUCAAGUGUCCAUCAGUGGACGAUCGGCCGAUUGAGAAUGGCAGCGAUGUGGAUAGUAUCGACAUUCAAUAUGAAUUCCAUUCAAAUCUGGAUCACGGCGAUAACGACGACUUGGACUCGCCGGCGAAUGUGAAUAUCGACGCGGAUGAGGACGAAGACGAUGACGAAGAGGAAGAUGAGGAAGACGACGAUGAUGAUGAUGAUGGACUGAUGGGUGUGGAUAUGGAUGGUUUACAUACGCAGCAACAUCAUCAUCAAUUACAACAACAGCACAACAACCAAAUGCGGCAACUGCGAACGACAUUGCAACAACGCAACGGUCAACAGCGGGAGACACAAGUACAGUUGCAAGCAUCGCCAACACCAACACCAACAAUGCAAUAUCGGCAACAGCAACAACAACAACAACAGCAGCAGCAGCUGCAGCAAAAGCAACAAGCUCCACAAUAUAACCAACAGCAGCAGCGAAAAAUACAGCAACAGCAGCAACAACAACAACAACAACGUAAUCAGUCGCAGCAUAGCAACAGCAAUAACAGUAAUAGCAAUAAUAGCAACAACUACAACAAUGCAGCGAAUGCACAUCGUCGUCGAUUUACCGCUAGUCCACUGAUGCGUGACUUUGACUUCUUCCUGGAUUCGGCGAGUCGCAGCAGCGGCGAGCAGUUGGAUCAACAGGACGGUGUUAAUCACAAUCAGCUGGAUGAACAGGGUACUUACCGUUAUUCGCCCGAGACCACGGACUACGAUUCGAAUUGCGGAGAUUUGGACAGUCUCUCCGGCGAAAUAAAUGGCGUUUCGACAUCCUGUUCCAAUUAUACAAAGUACUACGCCUCCAGUAUGCCCGUACUCGAGGACGGUCUUUCGUCAGGACACACCUCCGAUACGGAGAACCAAAAUAAUUUGAAUAACAAUUUACAACAGCCCAACGCCACGAUACACCACAACCCCAUCGGCAGUGGAGGCAUAUCAAUGUUGAUGGAUAUGAAACGUCUGUCCACCAACAACAGCAUAAAUAGUAUGAAUAAUCUCACCAUCUCGACAACCGAUGGUGGUGGCGGUGGUGGUGGUGUUGGCGGUGAGCCGCGGAAUAACUCAAUCUCUUCAAAUAUUAUGCACGAUACCUCGUAUUUGCACAGAGGCGAAAGUCCUACAGCGACGCUGGGUAUGCACGACGAUUCUGGACGGGACUCGGUGCGCUCCAGCACGAAACGUGAAGGUCGUGAACGUGAACGAGAGCUGCUCGGCCAGAGUCCCACAAGUAACAGUAAUAAUAAAGUAUUCAAAAAUAUUGAUCCGGAGCUGGAUUCGCUUUAUUCUAUAAGUAUUUUCCAUCGUCCCGACAUGGUGCAAAUGACACCACCGCCGCCUGCACCAGCACCACAUCGCAAACCGAAUAUACUCAGUCCAGAGCCGGAGAUCCUACAGCCCACACCUUACAAGGAUAACAAUUUACACAACGCGCACUCACUCGGCGCCACUUCGCCCACAAAUGCACUUGGCUCCGCCGUAGGUUCCAAUGCCGGCAGCGGUGUCACCUCGGUUGCCUCUGCUAUCAGCUCUACACUUAACCGCAACAAAUUACACAACACCCAGCAUCAAUCUAGCGGCAACGGCACAGGCAACACAACAUCCGUGCUUAGCAAUGCACUACGCGCCACAAAUCAAACACAACUGCUGCCAACAACCCAAACACACGCCCAGCCGCAAUCAACCACAGCAGCAGCAGCAGCAGCAGCAGCAGGAACAGCAUCAGCACCAGCACCACCACCAAUACCCGAACGCAGUCAUAUGCCGCGUACGCCUUCGCCUGUGAUGAACUCGCCCGUUUGGCUGCCACGCCAUUUGGAUACGAGCGCCAGUAAAAGUCUGCUCGCCUCCUCGCCGGGACAUCAUUCGAAGAAUAUGAGCGCCGACGAGGACGAUGUGGAUACAGAUCUCGAAACGGAUCGUUUGCUUGGUCAUCAGCGACUCGACGAUCAAGGUUACUAUGACGAGAACAAAUCAUGGGAGUCGUGUAAACCACGCUCCUCGCUACUCUCGAAAAUCUCACCCAAACAAAUGGCGAGCACAAAAACACGUAACGGCUACAAUGCGCUACUCUCGACUACGCCCGAAAUCCCACCGCCAAUACCACCGAAGAAUAGUACUAGCAAACUGCUCGACAUAGACGGUUCGUUGUCCUCGUCAGAGCAUAGCGACAAAUCGCCCAUCAAAUCAAUCGAUGUACAGGAUUGCGUAGUGGGCAUGGGCAGUCCGGGUGGUUCGGAUGGCUCGGCUUGCAUUAGUGGUAAUUCAAAGAAGGAACUAGACUUGUCGACGAUCAAUUCGAAUGGUUUGCCCAACAGUGGUGGCAGCAAUAGUGGCAGCGGUAGCGGUAGUGGUGGUGGUGGUGGUGUUGUGAGUGGCCUCAUGAACACCGGCAAUGCGAAUGGCACUGCCGGUGUUUCCACCGGCGUCGGCUGCAGCAGCAGUGGCAAUGGCAGCGGUAUUGGUGUCGGUGGCAAUACCGGUGGUGUUGUGGGAAGUGGUGGUGUCAAUGGUGGUAGCGGCGGUGGCGGUGGCGGUGGCCACAGCAGCUCGGCUGGUUCGAAUAGUACUAGCGGCGAGAAAAAAGUUAAAAAGAGUAAGAACAAAGAAGGUGGCGCAGUGCUUAUCGAGGGCGUACUCUUUCGCGCCAAAUAUCUCGGUUCCACACAGCUGGUUUGUGAGGGUCAACCAACGAAAUCGACGCGUAUGAUGCAAGCCGAGGAAGCGGUCUCACGCAUUAAGGCACUGGCCCCCGACGGCGAUGUACAACCCAGCACCGAGGUAGAUCUCUUCAUAUCAACCGAAAAGAUAAUGGUACUCAAUACCGACCUCAAGGAGAUUAUGAUGGAUCAUGCACUGCGCACAAUUUCCUACAUAGCAGAUAUUGGCGAUCUGGUUGUCUUGAUGGCACGACGCCGUUUCGUGCCACAAGAUAUUGAUGAUGCGCCCAAACCGAAUCGUACACCAAAAAUGAUAUGUCAUGUAUUCGAGAGUGAUGAAGCGCAAUUUAUUGCACAAUCCAUUGGACAGGCAUUUCAAGUGGCCUACAUGGAGUUCCUUAAAGCGAACGGAAUUGAGGAUCAUAGUUUUGUUAAGGAAAUGGACUAUCAAGAGGUACUUAAUAGUCAAGAGAUUUUCGGUGAUGAGUUAGAGAUUUUUGCCAAGAAGGAAUUGCAAAAGGAAGUUGUCGUACCAAAAGCUAAGGGUGAAAUAUUGGGCGUUGUAAUUGUCGAGAGCGGUUGGGGUUCAAUGCUACCAACCGUAGUCAUAGCGAAUCUCAUGUCAUCUGGCGCCGCAGCGCGUUGUGGCCAAUUAAAUAUUGGUGAUCAAUUGAUUGCCAUUAAUGGUUUGAGUUUAGUUGGUUUGCCACUUUCCACAUGUCAAACGUAUAUAAAAAAUACGAAAAAUCAGACUGUGGUGAAAUUCACAGUAGUGCCAUGUGCUCCUGUGGUCGAGGUGAAAAUCAAGCGACCCAACACGAAAUAUCAACUAGGUUUCAGCGUGCAAAAUGGUGUGAUUUGCAGCUUACUGCGUGGCGGCAUCGCUGAACGUGGCGGUGUACGCGUAGGACAUCGCAUAAUUGAAAUAAAUAAUCAAAGUGUGGUCGCGGUACCGCAUGAGAAGAUCGUCAAUUUACUGGCGACGUCGGUAGGGGAGAUUUUAAUGAAAACAAUGCCGACAUCUAUGUUCCGAUUACUUACCGGCCAGGAGAAUCCAAUUUAUAUUUAAACCAAGCAUUUUUUUUAAUAUUAAUGAAUGCAUAAUUCAAAUGAAAGAUUAAAAAUUGACUAAAGAGCAAAUGAAUAAACUAAGCUUUUCAAACCAAAGCAAAAUUUACACUUACAUAUAUACAUACAUAAAUAUUUGUAAAGUCAGUUCUAGCGAUUUAAAUGAAACUUCACACCUGUAAUUCCAAAAAGAAAAAAUGCAUAUUAAAAAAGAUAAAAUUAGAAAAAAAAUGAGAAUAGUAAU
Molecule: messenger RNA, 8188 nt
Organism: Ceratitis capitata (Mediterranean fruit fly)
Lineage: Eukaryota; Metazoa; Arthropoda; Insecta; Diptera; Tephritidae
Gene: X11Lbeta
Exons: 14
Coding region: 410-7945 (2511 amino acids)
Biological process (GO): chemical synaptic transmission
Cellular component (GO): plasma membrane; dendritic spine; cytoplasm
Molecular function (GO): protein binding
Source: RefSeq, a predicted model, not a curated record